Messenger RNA from Durusdinium trenchii, 5308 nucleotides. The record is from the annotation of a GenBank genome assembly. NCBI's taxonomy places the organism in Eukaryota, Dinophyceae, Suessiales, Symbiodiniaceae.
AAGAAGAACACCAGCAUUAUCCAAUUGAGCAAUGUCUGCCGAUGCCCGCUGGCACCGCUUUGUGGCGGGUGGACUGGGGGAAAUGUUUGCUGUGUCCUUCUCACACCCGGCAGAUGUGCUCAAGGUUCGGCUGCAGCUCACCGGUGAGUGCGACCGUCGAGUGAAGACCCUGCGGGUGAGAGACAUGAUGCGGGUGGCCCGACAAGUGGCUGUCUUGGAAGGUUUUGGAGGCCUCUAUGGCGGCAUCUCGGCCGCCUGGCUACGCAUGGCCUCCUUCGGCACUUUGCGCCACGGGCUCUAUGGCCUGCUGGAGCAAACAGGAAGGAACCAGAGAGGCGAGGUUUCACUCCUUUGGCGCUUGCAGGCAGGGCUGCUGGCCGGCACCGCGGCCGCGCUGGCGGCCAAUCCGGCCGAUGUGGUGCUGAUCCGGAUGCAGGCGGAUGGUGGAUGGCCGGAACAUCAGCGACGCCACUACCGCCAUGCUUGGCACGGCCUGCAGGAGGUCUACGCGGAAGGCGGGCUUGCGGCGCUCUACCGCGGCAGUGGCCCGACGGCGCUGCGGGCUGCCCUGGUGACGAUGUCGCAGUUGGCGACCUAUGAGGAGAUGAAAGGCAAGGCCCUCCAAGCCGGCUUCAACAACGAUGUGAGGCUGCACCUUUGCUGCGCCAUGAGCUCGGCCACCGCGGCCUGCCUUUGCACGCAGCCGGUGGAUUGUGUGAAGACGCGUAUCAUCAACAUGCAGAAAAACUGCGGUGUUUCAUACAGAGGUCCUUUGGAUGUGGUGAGGAAGACACUUGGCACUGAGGGCCCUUUAGCCUUCUACAAAGGCCUCUCGGCGACCUUUGUACGCCUAUGGCCGCAUACGGUGCUCUUGUGGUUGGGGCAGGAAGCCAUCACCGCUCGCCUGCGUGGCAAAAGAGGGGCUCUGCUCAACUUAGUCUACCAGAUGGGCGGUGAGUGCAACUCGGCCUUCGGCUCCAUUGGGCACCUGCCGUUCCACUUCCUUCACCAAGACAUCAGCAAGUCCGACAUCACAGCGCUGAUGGUCAAGGCUCAUGUCUUCAUGGACACGCCGCUGCGCGACACUCUUUCUCGAGAAGCUCAUGAGUUUGUUUGGUGCCAAGAGGACAAGGACUGCGGUGUGUUGAUCCUCUCGGAGUUCUCGGGCUCGGCGCAAUCCUUGCGCGCGGCCGCCAUCUGUGUGAACCCUUGGGACACCACUGCCUUUGCGGAUGCCAUUCAGGAGGCCAUGGAGAUGGUGCCCUUCGAUCGCAUGGAGCUCCACCGCUACGGGCAGAAGCACGUCUUCGCGCACACCCUGAGGCGUUGGGCUUCGAACUUCUUGGACGAGAUUUUGUCCGCGGAGCGCGAUUGCGAGGACGAGCGCUUGCAGAUUCCUCCGCCGUUGGACCUCGACAACCCGGUGGCAGCCAUGCGGAAGGCUGGCAAGAGGAUCUUCGUCUUCGGCUUCUCUGGGACCUUGUUACCACGGAAGCUGCUCGGCCGUGACCACCGCGUAGUCCACCUGGUUACCACGGCGCUCGGCCGGUCCAAGAUCCAAGCGAAGAUCCUCUCCAAGCUUCACCCUGUCUUGGCAGCGAACCUCAAGGUUUGUGAUGACAACCUUUGGACGCCCGACAAUCCGCCGCUUGGGCUCCGACCGCGGGACAAAGUGGAUUCCCAACUGGGAGACGAUGGCAGGUUCUUUGAUGGCCAGCAGCUUACGGCGGAUGGGGAGCGGCAGUGCCAAGAGGCGCAUGCCGAAUGGGGCCGAAAGAUCUUUGAGGGCGCAGAGCUCAUCAUUGUGUCGCCCAUGACGCGCGCGCUCCAAACAGCCUAUUUCAUUGGAGGAGCGCCUGGGUGUGCAGAGCACCUGUCGGGGGCCACGUGCGACGAGGGCAGGCCAUUGGAAGAGCUUCGUGAGCAGCUGCCAUGGGCGCAAGGUUGGAAGGGCUUUUCAGAGCUGCAGGAGGAGUGGUGGAAGGAGGAAAGGCCUGAGGAGGCCUUGCGGGUCGCAGGCUUUCUGCAGUUCCUCCAGGAGAGCCGGGAGACGGAGAGCCAUGUGGGGUACCAUAUGGAGAACGCCACUCGGCACAUGAUGAACUUGGAGGAUUCGCAGGCCGCCAAGAAGUCGUGCGAGAGGUCCUCCUUCAACAUCGGCUUCGCCGUGUGCCGGGAGCUGCUCGGCAUGGAGACGUCAAGGCGUCUGAGCUCGGGAAGACAUUUGGAGUUCUCCAGGUGGGAAGAUGCUCCCUUGAAGCGGCUUGCCAAGGCUCCGGUGACCUGUCUCCAGGGCCUGGGCCGCAAGCGGGGCGCCAUGUUGGCGUCCCUCGGCCCCAAGACCGUGCAGGACUUGGCGAAUUGGAAGUUUGCCCGCUGGGCCGAGUCCAUUUGCAUCCUGAGCCCUGCAGAACAAGACGGAUCCCGUGAUGAGUGGGAAGGCUGGGCGAUGUCCUUCUUGUUGGAUGCGCCCUUGUCAGCCUUUGCAGGCUUAACACCUGCGAAGGAUCCCGUGUUCAAGUCGAUCGGCCUCACGUGCAUCAAGGACCUGGGCGAGUGGAAGUACUACCGACGCUCGAUCCUCGAGCGUGCCGACGCCUCGGGGUCGGCCGCUGCGGCCGCCGCGGCCGUGGCCGGAACCGCCUUCGUGGCCCUCCCUGGGCAGCGCGUCUCCGCCCCCAGCAACGCACCAGCUCUGCGUGGACGUGCGGGCCAUGCGAGCAACACCGGGAUGCUCAGCACGGUAGGCGUUGCCCUGGGUGCCACAGCCGUUGAGACCAAGGCAUCGAGCGCCGUCCGAGCCUUUGAGAAUGAACUUGGCGUGCAGGUCAAAGCAGAGCUUGAUACUGUAGAUCUAGAAACAGCAGGAAGCCACGAUAAAUCUCUUUGUUCUGUUCUCAUUCUGACCUCUGAGGAUGGUGAUGCGAGGGAAUUCUACCGCCGCCGCGUUGUGGAGAUCAAGCAUGGCCGUGUGUCGAUGUUGGCUUGCACCGGCUACAUCGUUCAGGAGUUCUUCCGCUUCCCGGGCUACAUCUCCCCCAGCAGCGAACUGAAGUUCACCGACAUCCCCAAUGGUCUGGCGGCCGCCACCAAGGUCCCGGCCGUGGGCUGGUUCCAGUACACCAUCUUCUGCGGCAUUUGCGACCUGUGGCUCCUGCAUCAGGUGCCCACCAACCCAGCAGGAAAGCUUUGCACUCGGCUCUUCGGAGAGGGAGCCACCAACUACGAGUACGGCUUCUUGGGCCUGCCGGGCUACCUGGGUGGCAAGGCCAUCGAGGACCCUGAUGUGAAGAAGAAGAAGCUCAACGCGGAAAUCGCCAACGGUCGUUUGGCCAUGAUGGCGAUCAUCGGAAUGUUCUUUCAGGAUGGUUUGACGGGCUCGGCCUGGGGUGAUUGGGCCAACUACACCGAGUCGCCUUUGCGCGCCUUCGAGAGCGAGCUGGGUGUGCAGGCGCCCUUGGGCUACUUCGACCCCAUGGGCCUCUCGAAGGACGGCGACGUGGACACCUUCCGCCGCCGCCGAGAGUGCGAGCUGAAGAACGGCCGCGUGGCGAUGUUCGCCACCAUCGGAUACAUGGUGCCGGAGUACUUCAAGUUCCCCGGAUACUUGGCGCCUUCCGCGAACCUGAAGUUCGCCGACGUGCCCAAUGGCGUCCAAGCCAUCACCAAAGUGCCUGCUGAAGGCUGGCUGCAAUGGGUGGCGCUCUGCGGUCUCUAUGAGUUUUGCGUGAACACCCCCGUGGAUCCCGCGGAGCCUGGCAACUAUGGCAAGGGCAGGUUGGGCUAUGGCAACAUGGUCUUGGGCAUCACCGCAGAGCCCAUGCAGGAUGCCGAGGCCAGGAAGCGCGCCUUGAACUCCGAGUUGGCGAACGGGCGUUUGGCCAUGAUGGCCAUCGUUGGGCUCUGGGUGCAGGACGGCCUCUUUGGCACGCCCUAUGGCCUCUACACCGGCUCCAGUGCCUUUGAGUCGGAGCUGGGCGUGCAGCCGCCCGUGGGCUUCUGGGACCCCUUGGGCUUUACCAAGACCGACGAUGCCGCCUCCUUCCGCCGCCGACGCUACGUGGAGCUCAAGCACGGCCGUGUGGCCAUGUUCGCCUGCCUGGGAUACAUUGUGCCUGAGUACUACCGUUGGUUCACUGACGUGCCCACUGGCUUCGCCGCCUUCAGCAAGGUGCCCUUGAGCGGCUGGGCUCAGAUGGUCUUCUUCGCUGGGAGCGUCGAGCUCUUCCAGUACGUGGACGAUCCCAAGCGCCCUCCAGGCGACUUCGCCAACGCGGGCUUCCUCGGGGUGCCCAACAGCUUCUUGGAAACAGGGAAAAAGACGCUGAAGAGCUUCGUGAAGGCACCAGCGGACACCAAGGAGAAGAAACUGGCCGCGGAGAUCGCCAACGGACGAUUGGCCAUGAUGGAUGGUUUGACUGGCUCUGCCUGGGGCGACUGGGCCAACUACACCGACUCCCCACUGCGCGCGCUGAGCCCGGCGCAGGAGAUCUUGGAGCUGAGGGCUCAGGAGCUGAAGCACGGGCGCGUGGCCAUGUUGGCGGUGAUCGGCUGGUUCCAUGUGGCCGGCGGCUUUCACAUCAUCGGGGACUACGCGGUGGGCGUGCACUUGGAUGACAACCCUUUGGUGAGCCUGACGCAGAUGCCCAUGGGCGGUAUUUGGCAGGUGGUCUUCACGAUCAUGUGCCUUGAAUGGCUCACCACCUACGUUUGCAAGCCUCCGGCGGAGAAGCCUUGGGACAUCCUGGGCUGGUCCGACAUCCUGAUUGAGGAUGAGAAGAGCAUCUGGAAUCAGUUCAGGAAGGAGCUGAACAACGGCCGCCUGGCAAUGAUGGCCAUUGUCGGGCUGAUUACCCAGGAUGUGCUCUUUGGCGAGUACGGCCAGCGGUUUGCCCAGCUGAACUGGGACAAGAACUUCUUCCCCCCCAGACCAGGGAGCUGGAGCUGGAGAUUGAUAGUGCAGAAGAAUUCGGUCCUAGAAUGCCAGACGGUGCUGGCGGAGGAGCCCAAUACGCACGUCAUCAUCAUGAGCAGCUUGGAGCAGGAUCUCCUCACCCAGGCCAUUGGCAACCUGCCUUGCUGGAUCAUCGCUGAAGGAGGUGUUUGUUACCGGGAGCCAGAUGGGACCUGGUCGAACAUGGAGCUCCUGGACAAAGAGUGGUUGGCACCUGCAAAGGAGAUCAUGGAGUACUUCGCUGCUCGAACUCCGGGCUCACGGGUCAUUGAAACCAGUGUGCCCGGCACACCUUCGACCCGUCCGGCUCCACCUGUCCGGCUGGGCGGUCCUGUGUGUGGUCCUCUGGGAUGA